AGUUUUUUAAUUUUUUUCUUAACACUGGUUUCCCACAAAGUAGGAGUAUUGGUUUUGUUCCGAAGGUUUUGAAAUUUUCCUGAGCAGAAUUUUGCCAUGCAUGAAGAAGGCAAUAUUGCUGUUAGCAACUUCUUUUCGGGAUUUACGCACGAUGACGUUGGUCAUGAUGCAUCCGAUUCAGACGGCGGAAGGAGUUCUGCUUGGGCCACAUCGAACGUUCUGGGGAAAUUUCGAGCCCUUCUGCCAUUGCGACAACGCAAUCUGUGCGCGUACAUCGACAUUGUUAAAGCGAGGCAUGACAGAAUGCUGAUCGUGUCGGAGCACUAUAGAAGAAACUUAACAGAUUGGGACUUAAUUUCGACAAUCAGAAGCGGUGCACCCGAAAAACUGUUCGAUAUGAUGCUGGAUGUGUGCUCCGGUUUGGCAUACAUUAAUCAGUUUGGCUUUGUGCACGGCUGUCUCGCUCCUGAAUUGAUUACCUUUGACGAAAUUUCGGGUUGUUAUAAAAUAGUCGACUUCGGCAAAACCCAUGUCGCUGACUAUGGAUCCUUGGCGCCGCUUCAUUUUCACGAUGUUAAGUAUCUAGCACCGGAAGUCCUCGUUUUGGGUCCGCAUCCUUCGUCGCGUGACUUACGGGCAGCUCUUCGGCCGGCGACCGACAUGUGGUCAUUGGGUGUUUUGCUUUGUGAUAUUUUACAAAUUGUGGAUCUUUCGAGUCAGACUUGUAAAGACUGGAUAAAGCUUGUUCUGGAGUGCAGUGCCGGCGAGCGUAGUGAUUCCGCGAUCAAUUGUUUCGCAGACAAAGUCGGAUAUUUGGAAAAAUUUCGGGAUAUUCCAGAAAGUUUGAAAAGUCUUUUAGAGCUUAUGCUUCUCCCUUCAUCUUCGCAACGCAUUUCGCCGGCUCAAGCGGUUGAAAAGUGUCCGUGUCCAUCCUCGACCGAGCGCAAUGGAAAGACUGUGCAUAUGUGCACGGCUUACGAUCCUUUACUCGGUGUUUUCCCGCCGGUCAGCCUUCGCUGUAAAACCGUCCUAGUUUCAUCGCAGCUAGAAAAAUGCCGAGAAGAUGCUUUGGAAAAUCCGCUUUUAAAUCGCAGCUUGGAUGAGAUAUACAAUUUAUGGAAGCUUGCUGGUGGCGAUGUGCUGUCUGAAAUGAAAUUUAAGGGUUAUGCAAGAGAGCCACCUCCAAUAUUGACACUACCCAAGGUUAGUUCGGGAGAAUUUUUGCAAAUGGGUAACGAUUUGCACAUGGAGCACGAUCCCGAUCGCAACUUUAUUUUUCUGGACAUUGUCGCGCUCAAAGAGAAACUGGAUACGUUUCCACGGGAAAUGUAUUUCCCUUUGCUUCUUCGGGAAAAGGAUGCUUGGGAACAUAUGGGAGAUUUCUUAAACGAAGCCCAAGGGCUGGGGUUGGCCAUAAGGGAAAACAACCUUAUUUACCAACUAUAUCGGCAAAUACUAUUUCAUCGUUUGCUGUCAUGUUACCCAUUUACACUUCCACAAAUCCGAAAGGAAUGCUUGGUGGAUAUCCCGCCUUUGUACCGAGCUCGUGUUUGGGCGGCAUUACUGGAAAUCAGAGGAGAUGUUGCUGAACGAUACGGGAUGAUAGACAAAGAUUCAUCUUGUUCGUCCGAUCGCCAGAUCGAAGUCGAUAUUCCUAGAUGUCACCAGUACAAUUUAUUAAUGGCAUCGUCGGAAGCGCAUACAAAAUUAAAGCGCAUGCUGAAAGCAUGGAUUGCGGAUCAUCCACAAUUUGUGUACUGGCAAGGUCUGGAUUCUUUGUGCGCUCCUUUUAUUUACUUGAACUUUAGUGAUGAAGGUUUAGCGUAUGCGUGCCUUUCUCGGUUCGUUGAGAAGUAUGUCCACAAAUUUUUCCUUAAGGAUAACACACCAGUCAUUCAGGAAUACUUAGCGGUUUUCUCCCGUCUCAUGGCAUUCCAUGAACCAGUUCUUCACACUCAUCUUACUGGCAUUGGAUUCUUACCGGAGUUAUAUUCCAUUCCUUGGUUUUUGACCAUGUUUACACAUGUCUUUCCGUUGCACAAGAUAUUCCAACUUUGGGAUCAGUUACUUUUGGGCGACGAUUCCUUCCCGUUGUUUAUCGGAUUGGCUUUACUACAUUCACUCAAAGAUAAGCUCCUUGGAUUUGGCUUUAACGAAUGUAUACUACUCUUUUCGGAUUUUCCAGAUUUAAACAUACAGCAGUGCUUGAAAACUGCCAAAGAAAUGUUUCGCCAUACUCCCAAAAGUGCGACUUACCGAGUGCACGCUAAUUCUGCUAUGCGGAAUGGAGAUUACCCGGACUGUGAUUUGACAGAUUCUUUGAAUAAAUCGGCGGAGUUAGAAAAUGGUAAGCAGGAAGUGUGCCCAAGAAUUACGUGGGAAGAAUUGCAGUGGAUACAGUCUCGUGUUGAGAAGGAUUCUGGAAAGACAUCCGUGGCUCCUCUUCUCAUUGAUAUCCGUUCUUCUGAUGAUUACAAUAAAGGAACCUUGCCGCUCAGCAUUAACAUUCCUUUUCUAAAUGCUUUCGGGGCGGAUGGUGACCUUUUACCCAGUCCAGAGAGUCAAGUACUCUCUGAUAGACGCGGAAAAUUGGUGAUUGUUUUCGAUGGAAGAUGCACAAACGCUGAUAAGUUUGCUUCGGAGCUUGUAAGGUUGGGAUUUUCCCAUGUCUGCACUCUUCACCAAGGGAUUGAACAGCUGAAAUCAUCGGGUUUUGUUACGGUGCCUCCUAGUUUCUGAUACCGUUUAAUGUUAUUUAACUACGGUGAUGCCGGUUUGAGUUUUGUGAUUUCUUCACUGCUCGUUAGUAACGUAUGUAGCGAUAGUUGUGAAUUAUGUAUUCGUGAGGUUGCGCUUCUUACUAUUCCGGUAGAAUUUUAUUUGUUCUUAUUUAGCAAUUGCGCGGCGUGUGUUAAUUAACAAUGGCACGUGCCAAUGGGAAUGUUUUCUAUAAAUAACAGAAUGGAA
Molecule: messenger RNA, 2967 nt
Organism: Paramacrobiotus metropolitanus
Lineage: Eukaryota; Metazoa; Tardigrada; Eutardigrada; Parachela; Macrobiotidae
Product: TBC domain-containing protein kinase-like protein
Exons: 23
Coding region: 97-2739 (880 amino acids)
Biological process (GO): protein phosphorylation; activation of GTPase activity
Molecular function (GO): ATP binding; protein kinase activity; GTPase activator activity
Source: RefSeq, a predicted model, not a curated record